Sporothrix brasiliensis 5110 is the source of this 783-nucleotide messenger RNA. RefSeq names its product cholestenol delta-isomerase. Gene Ontology annotation, cellular component: endoplasmic reticulum; membrane. Gene Ontology annotation, molecular function: cholestenol delta-isomerase activity; C-8 sterol isomerase activity; steroid Delta-isomerase activity. The transcript is spliced from 4 exons. NCBI's taxonomy places the organism in Eukaryota, Fungi, Ascomycota, Sordariomycetes, Ophiostomatales, Ophiostomataceae. Gene Ontology annotation, biological process: sterol biosynthetic process. The coding region runs from base 1 to 783 and encodes 260 amino acids. The record is from RefSeq and is a predicted model, not a curated record.
AUGGAACAGCCUCGUGGUGCCGCCGCGGCUCCCGGGAGCCUGCCGUUGGAUCACCCCUAUUACCCUCCUGGCCUCUCCAUCCCCAACUUUGAUCCGAACACGUCGCCAUUAUGGCUGCUGUUUGUUUACUUUGCCUCUGCCCUGGCAAUGUUUUUAGUGGCCGCCUUUCUCGUGGCGCGGCUCGCAACGCCCCGUUUCCGCCAGGCUCCCUUCUCUGACAAGGCGUUGUUUAUUUGGUUCACCUUGUGUGGCGGUCUCCACUGGUUCUUUGAAGGCUACUUUGUCAAGCACCACGCCACACUUGCCGGCUCACAGACGGUACGCGCACAGCUCUGGAAGGAGUACGCGCUGUCAGACUCGCGGUACCUCACGUCGGAUCCCUUUAUGCUCUGCGUCGAGGGUCUGACCGUGCUGGUCCAAGGCAGUCUCUGUUUUCUGACUGCAGCCACUAUCGUCUACGGCGCUCGUUUGCCAGCGGGCCGCUCCGGUUUGCGGCACGUUUUGCAGAUGGUUGUCAGCACGGUGCACCUGUUUGGCGUCUUGCUGUACUACGGCACGCUUCUGUUUGAGGAGUCCAUCCACGGAGCGAGCCACUGCCGGCCCGAGUUUCAGUACCGCUGGGUCUAUUUUGCGGGCAUGAACGCGCCGUGGGUUGCGGUGCCACUCUAUGCUCUCUACUCAAGCUCAAAAUCGAUCUGCCGUGUGUUCGCCACCGUCAACAGCAUCAGCAUCGAUGUGCUGAGCGUUUGUGGAGCGCAGACAUCAGGGAAGAAAGACCAAUGA